Molecule: messenger RNA, 3877 nt
Organism: Styela clava
Lineage: Eukaryota; Metazoa; Chordata; Ascidiacea; Stolidobranchia; Styelidae
Product: ADP-ribosylation factor 6
Molecular function (GO): GTPase activity; GTP binding
Source: RefSeq, a predicted model, not a curated record
UGUCAUUAUCAACAGAUAAACUUGUUGGAUACCAUAACUCUCAAAUCACUAGUAUACUUUAUAUAAAUAGAAUCAUAUAUAACUUGUUGGACAUGGGGAAGAAAUUUUCAAAAAUACUUGGCAACAAGGAAAUGAGAAUACUUAUGCUUGGCUUAGAUGCAGCUGGCAAAACAACUAUUUUAUAUAAAUUGAAAUUGGAUCAGUCAGUGACGACCAUACCGACAGUAGGAUUCAACGUUGAAACAGUGAAAUAUAAAAACACCAAGUUCAAUGUAUGGGAUGUUGGUGGUCAAGAUAAAAUCAGACCUUUGUGGAGGCAUUAUUAUACCGGGACACAGGGAUUAAUAUUUGUUGUCGACUGUGCUGAUUAUGAUAGAAUCGAUGAAGCGAAGCAAGAAUUACAUCGUAUUAUUAAUGACAGAGAAAUGAGAGACGCACUUAUUCUUAUCUUCGCUAAUAAACAAGAUCUUCCGGAUGCAAUGAAAACACAUGAAGUACAAGAAAAAUUGGGAUUAACACAAGUUAGACAGAAUUGGUAUGUUCCAUCAUGUGCAACAACUGGUGAUGGUCUUGAUGAAGGACUUCGUUGGCUGACAUGCAACCAUAAAUCUAAGUGAAGAAAGUUUUUUUUAAACCCGUGCUCUAUGUGCAAGCCUAGACUCUGAUAUAUAUCGACACGUCAUCAUCACGCCAAAUGCACAACACAAUUUCAUCGUCACAUCAUAUAAUUGUAUAGAAUCUGCAUAGGAUGUUAACAGGUUUAUUUUUCGACUAUUUUGCCUGAGUAAUUUGACCACAAUUUUCUUGGUGAUGAGAACUGUAAAACCGAUGAUAUCAUAUAACAUAGGAUAAUUGCCAUUUGUAUUAGACCAAUAACUGCAGUUUGAUUUGCCUGUGAUUAGUGUUUAGUGAAUUUCAAAUUAAUAUGUUUACAAAUGCAUUUUAUUGUACAUCUGGGCUGCAGAUGGUUAUUAAGAAGUAUGUGCAUCUCACCAGGGAGAAAUAAAAUACCGUAUAGUGAAUUCUAGUAGCAAUUCUUUAACUUUUUGAAUUAUCUUUAAUUAAUUUUACUCAUUAUCCUGGCAGUCAAUAAUUACAUCUAGAUUAUUAUUGCAAUAUAUUUAUUCUGCCUGGCUUGAUAUGCAUAUGAUAAAUAUACUCAAUCCUAAGGUAUUACAUAUUAGUUUUAGUGAUUUAUCAUAAGUAAGGCAGUAUAAGCUUCUGUGUAAUGAUUCUAAGAACACGAGUUGGCCACAUUGCACAAUUGUAGGUAUUUUGUUAAAAUGUUGAUUAUAUUUUUCAUGAGGGACUAUGUGUUUUAAAAUAAUUAAUAUUACAAAAUUUUUAUAGGUUGUUAUUUGCAAGACAUAAAAAAAGAUAAAACAGUUGGAAAUAUUUGGCCAUGACUGUUAACAUUCUUAUUUAAUGCGUUCUCAAAACAAUGUCCAACAGUUUUAGGAAAUUAAUUUCCUUUAGUGUAACCAAUUAGGCUAAAUAUAAUAAAUGGAUCUUAAGUAGCUUAUGCAAUAUCACAAUUAAACUGUGAAGAGGCCAUUCAUUUGAUCUUAAUGUUCUGCAUACAUCUCCAUGAUUAUGCACAUUUUACCUCUAGGAUUUUGAUGAUAUAUGGUUGAGCCAAAGCAUACUGUUGAUCAUAACUUAAUUUCAGAUGAACAAAUUAUUGAUUAAAUUUUAUAGGACAAUGAACAAUUUAAAACUUGUGUUGUAUUAAGAAAAUUUAAUUUAAUUUUUUUUUUAAAUUGGUCAACAUUUAUGUUUAUUAUGAGAGAUUCAUAAUGAUGUGUGUUGUCACAAUUAUAUCCAUGUUUUCAUAACUCAUCAGGUAUGUGCAAGCCAAUAUCUUUUCGUGCAUGACUCAUUCUUUUUAUGUGAUGAUUUAACACAUCUGCGUUAAUGUAUCACAGAGCUCCUUGAUCUGUUAUUAUUACAAUAGUGUGAAGUGAAGAUUGAACUGUGAGCUGUAGUCACUUCUCUUCCUCUGUGAAGGAGUUUAAAAAAAAACCUAAAUUUCGAACAAUACAUGAUUUUAAUUUAUUUGAAGUUAUUCAAUAUUAUACACCAGAUGAUAAAUUACCAAUUUAUUCUGAAUUGUCAUUUCUGCAUCUGCCAAAUGCCUAUGACAUUCCUAGUUGCUGCAAAAGUCAUAAAGAUAUAACAGAACCUUUGUAUACCGAGACCUGUUGUCUAUGAUAUAUAUACUUCACGAUUAUAUUCCUCAAAUGUGUUUCAGUUAUCAAAUGUUGAAUUGUAUCAAAUAUAUGCUGCUUUUGUGAUUUUUUAUGUCCUCAUUCUUAUUUGCAUGCUUUGUUUAUUACUUUCGCACAGCAUUUGAGUGUUGAAUUUUCUUUUCAUUGACGUCAUUUAGACAUUAGAGAUGUAUUAAAAUGCAUAAAUGCAGGGUACUAAGCUUGGAGAACCAUUCAGGUUUGUGCAUAUUCAAGAUGCUUAUGUGUAUUACAAUUUUUGUGUUCUUGUUGUUGGCAUUUUUACUUGCUAAUAUGCCUUUACAAUGUCAUUUUGUGUGUCACAUAACUUUCUCAAUUCAUUCGGUUUGUAUUAAUCUGAUGAUCAAUUACGUAUUUUAUGUCUGAUAACAAGCGUUAUUGAAAUUCUAGAACAUAGCUAGUUUUGAUGAACAUGUAUAUUAUUACCUAUGUAUGUUGUCCGAUACUUCUUGGACCAAUUUUUACUGCUAUAUACGUUAUUAUUCACAGUUGUUAAUAGCAAAUAAUUUAUUGCUUUGUUGUUUCCCAAAAAUGUGUUUGAAAAGCUAUUUUUCCUGAUGUGUUGUUUAAUUGUAUUGUGGCUGGCUUAAGAAAGUUCUUUAGUUCUAUCUCCUAUCAAACCAAUAUUUGCUGAAAAGUGUUGAAGUUUGUCAUUUUCUAUAGUUUGAAAGUAAAUUCACUAUGACUCAGAAUGUGAUGAUUUCGAUCGCAAAAUCAUGAAAUGCAAUUGCAAUGGAUUGUUAGUGCUAUGCGUCUGCAAACAUAAAAAAAACUAUAUUUUCCUAGACAACUAAAAUAAACGACUUGUUUUUGAAUAAGGUUUCGGAUACAAGCUUCCCUGUGUCACCUUCCCAGCAAUAGAACUUGCUUGAUUGUGUUUUCUUUCACUUGAUAACUAUAGUAAUAGGAAGGGGAAAAGCUCAAUUCAAGAGGUGUUAUGUCAUGGUUACCCUUUGAAUUAGAUCAAAUAGGUACUGAAAAGACCUGAUUUUUGACUAUCAGUUUCACAAUCAACGGUAAUGACGAGUUGAUUCAAGAAGUGUCAUGUCAUGGUUACCCUUUGAAUUAGAUCAUGACAUGGUCAAAUAUUUACGGAUAAGACCUGAUUUUCAACUAUCAGUUUCACGAUGAUCGUUAGUAGCAGAGCAUCAUCAGAAUGAAUAAAUAAAUAUAUUUUGUACCUAACCAAGUCUUUUUAAUCUUUAUCAAAUCCAAUGUUAUUGCAAUGCUAUGAACUACUACAACAGUGGAGUCAUUCAGAAGUGAUCAAACUCUAAAAGUGAAAUUCGACUUUCAUUUAUUUAACUUAUCGCCAAAUACAUGCAUUAGCGUUGUAUAAAGCCACAUUCCAUUCAACCAUUUUUGUCAUUAGCAAAAAAUUCUUGACUUUAAAGCAGGGGUUAAUUUAACAGAUUGUGAUUUUUUAGGGCCCAAUAUAUACGUCAGAACCAAUCUACUUUGUUGUGUUUUUAAUGCGUAUGUUUAGGCGAUUUUGAUGUAAAUUGCAGCGGUGUUUUCCAUGCUUUUUUUUCUUUAUUAUCAUUAUUUCCGUAUUAAAUGACAAUAAUUAUUUUCAGUUGUGUUUGUGGUUUACGUACUCAAACGAUAAUAGAAGUUUUUUUAACCUUGAA